Molecule: messenger RNA, 1029 nt
Organism: Canariomyces notabilis
Lineage: Eukaryota; Fungi; Ascomycota; Sordariomycetes; Sordariales; Chaetomiaceae
Exons: 4
Coding region: 1-1029 (342 amino acids)
Source: RefSeq, a predicted model, not a curated record
AUGACCUCCAUCACCGCCCUCACCCUCACGGGCCUCACCCUGCUCUCAACAGCCAUGGCCGACGCAAAUAUGACGCCCGAUUACGAAGUGAAGCUUCUCAUGAAUCCUGCCAUCGUGCUCAACCCGGCAGACCACAAGCUCACUCCCACUGUCCUCUCGACCUUCGCCAUGCCCACUAGCGUGAUCAAGAUGAAUGUCCAGUUUAUGGACACAUCAGACAAGGAGAUCUACAACGCCGGCUGGUCACUCCGCAUCCGCAAAACCGAGGACGAGGAUGACUUCGAGCUCACCUACAAGAAACGGUACCCCGUGACGAACGGCAAUAUCGACGCCGCGCUCACCACAGCCAACAGCCAGGGCUUUGACGCCAGCGACAUCAACUACGAGGCACAGAUCGAGUGGGGGUAUCAGAAACAGACCCUGUCCAUCAGCCGGCAAAAGACAGCCUCGGACAGCGGCUACUCUGGCAUGGACCUGCCGGGUACCAGCAAUUCCCGAGACAUGCUCAUCGACGAAGCGCCAGACAAGUUUGACGACUGGGUCUCCAACAACUGGGGGACCGCGGCGCUCGCGUCUGCCCGCAUAUUUGGGCCCGUGCUGGCCAAGCGGUCUGUCGGGACCUGGAACAACACAAAGCUGUACAUUGAGGUGUGGCCGAUCAAGGAUGCUGCGGGUACGGGGACGGAGUACAUUGUUGAGGCCUCGUUCAAGACGGAUAGUCGGACGACGGCAUCUCAGAAACACGACGCCCUGAUGACAUUUUUGCAGGGGAAAGGGUGUAUUCCGACUCUCCGAAAAGAUAUGAUGAAUCCUUUGAGCGUCUGCUUCAUCGUCACCUUCCGACUCCUCCUCACUAUCCUCCUCACCAUCUUCCUCGCUAUCCUCCUCGCUAUCCUCUUCGUCAUCCUCCUCACCCUCCCCGUCAUCCUCCUCAUUAUCCUUCUGAUCAUCCUCCUCAUCGUCUUUUUCAUCGUCCCUUUCACAGACCCCUUCACUAACCUCUUGUGGGCUGUUUGUUGCGGCAUCUGA